CACCAAGUACUGGCCAGAUGCAAACAAACACAUUAGCUAUGGAAAUGUGUCGGUUAAAAUGAUGGAAGAAAAAGAUUAUGCAUUCUACAUAAUUCGGAAGUUUACAGUAUACCAUAAAGAGACGAAGAGCAAGCGUCUAGUAACCCAGUACCAUUAUACUGCUUGGCCAGACCACGGUACCCCAGACCCUCUUUGUCUUGUUAUUUUCCUUGAUCAUGUGACCAGGACAGAAGCCAGUCAGAGAAAAUACCCAACAGUUGUGCACUGCAGUGCGGGUAUAGGUAGAACGGGGACAUACAUAGCAAUAGACGUCCUGAACCAGAUUGGAAAAAGGACAGGGAAAGUCAACGUAGCAGAAUAUGUCAAGAAGAUGAGAGAAAACAGGAUGAAUAUGGUCCAAACAUAUGAGCAGUAUAUGACCAUUUUCCUUGCUUUAAAUGAAAUAUUUAAAUCCCCGGUUAACAGCGUCACCGUUGAUGAAUUUACUAAAACGGCUGAAACCAAGAGAACUGACAAACCAGCCAAUCAGAGUGCACUUCAAAAGGAAUUUCAGCUUCUGAUGAAGAUAAGACCCACAUACAGCGAUGAAGACUUCAAGCUAGCCAAGGAAAGCUGUGGAGACAUUUAUUUUAACGGUGUAUUGCCCUUGGAUAAAUACAGCGUACAUCUUUCUUCUGUUGUGCCUAAAAGGGGGAAUUUUAUUAACGCCAUCAUUGCUCCAACAUACAACAAGAAUAAUGCAUUUAUUGUAACGCAAUAUCCAACGAAAGAAGACGCUAUAGACUUUCUGCGGCUGCUCACAGAUCAUGAGUCUGACACCCUCGUCUGCAUGGAUCCAUUGAACCAGAUCGACUCGAGUAAGGCAUGGUUACCAAGCCCCUCCUCCUCUAAGACAAUCCCUCCUUUCACCAUACACUGUCAAUCAAAAUCUGGAACUGGCUUCAACACUACCAUUGUUCACAUCCUGCAUAAUAAUAGUGAGAAUGAGGCUCAUCCCAUAACAAUAAUUGAACCAAAAGUCAGCAUAAAAACAUCCGAACCUACUCUCGACACCUCUCAGCUUCGGAAUCUGGUUUCUGUCACAUUGGGUGUUGAGACAGAAAACCCUAUCACAGUAGUUAGCAGUGAUGGGGCGUCCCUGUGUGGUGUUUUUUGUGCCGCUCAUAACGUAAUACAACAAAUAAACAUGGAUAGCAGGGUAGAUGUUUUUACUGCUGUGAGACAAUUACAAGUUAGAAGACCAGAAUUCUGUUCCAAUCUUGAUGAAUAUCGCUUCGUGAUCAAAGCUGUGUAUGAUCACAUUGAAAGUUCCAGCGAGAGUAUAUACUGCAAUCAGUAAAAAGGUUGAUACAAAGAGGUCGUUGAUCAAAAAAUACUACUGACACUUAUUUUAUUCAAAUGGAACUGCAUCUACAUGAAUCGACCUCCAAGAAUGGAAAUGUCUGUUCCUGCGUGUGAUUGACACCCAUGCAGAUUUGAGAAUUUAUAAUUUUGUUACUUAAUUUUAACACUUACACCCCUCAUAUAUCUAAAUGCGAUAAGAUGCAUUUAAAUACAUUAUACAGAAACUAUUGUGCUUUUUAACCCAAAUUAUUUUUGACAUUUAAAAGCAUUUAUAUAAGCUUUUACGGUAGCUGCAGAACUGUAGCGUUAUGAGUUUAUAUAUUAGUCUUUGACCAUAACGCUGUGUACAGAUCCCGUAAUGCAAAUAUAGUGCAGUUUACCGUGCAUGAUUUUCUGCGCACGGUUGGGGAGAAUUUCACAACUUUCUAGCAUUAGUCAAUUGACUACGCUUCACUACCUAAUUCUAGACAUAUUCUUUAAUCAACCUGUGUAUUACAUCCAUCUCCUUACCCUUCACAGUCGUCUCUACAAACCAAUGAAAUCGAUUGUUUUGAAUUUUUUGUCUGCUGGCAGAAAACCGGAACGGUACAGUUCUGCAGCUAUGUAUACCGAAGCUACUAUGCGUCAAUUAUGUGUUAAGAUUACAUAUCAAUUUUGACAUAUAUUUUCAUUCUGUAGUAAUUUGUUUAUGACUGAUUCACAUAAAAUAUACAUGACUGAUCGAGUGAAAUUCAUUUGGUGCCUCAUUUCUAUACAAUUUAUAUUAAAUCAUUGUACGAGGCUUAUCCAAGAAAAAUGCGAAGAAUUUCAA
Saccostrea echinata is the source of this 2155-nucleotide messenger RNA. RefSeq names its product receptor-type tyrosine-protein phosphatase kappa-like. Gene Ontology annotation, molecular function: protein tyrosine phosphatase activity. Gene Ontology annotation, biological process: protein dephosphorylation. The transcript has 11 exons. The record is from RefSeq and is a predicted model, not a curated record. Lineage: Eukaryota; Metazoa; Mollusca; Bivalvia; Ostreida; Ostreidae. Bases 59 to 1339 code for a protein of 426 amino acids.